AAACAAACAGGUUGGCAUCAAAUUGAUUUCUUGUGUGUAAAACUGAAAAACCCAAGAAAACAGUUUCCAUUGCAGAAUUUGUGCAUUAUGGUUGGCAGAAAUUUUUUCACCAUCUCCAGAUUUCAGACAAAGAAAACAGAAAUAGAUUGCUUUUCAACAAUUGGAAUGAGAUUGGAAUAUGUGUUUUCUGAAUUGAAUCUCAUUUGUAUUUUAGUGAUCAUUUGUUUCUGCAGAAAGUAUCAUUGAGUGAUUCUCUAGUCUUAUAUUUUUUUGUGGAAACAUGCAGAAUAAUUUGCAAUUCUAUUGCAACAAGAAUUCUUUAACUUGCGCCAACAUUAUCUGUCAUAUGUGUAAGAGAAAAAUAAAAAUGAAACGGAGCAAAUCUCUUUCUCCCGAGCCAUCCAGCAGCGAGGCAAAGCGAGUAAAACUAGAAGUCACAGAUUUAAAUGGUGCAACAUCUCCAAACAUUCUUGAAUUCUCAGAUGAUGUUCUGCUUUACAUAUUGAAAUACUUAGAUCCACAGGAUCUUAUGACUCUCAGUUUAUGUUGUCAAAGAUUUGCACGAUUAACACAAGACAGAACUUUGUGGAGAAACGUAGACUUUCGUACACAGCCUAUGGUUCUGGAUGACUUUGACAAAUAUACAAAAUUUUUACAACCAAUGACAACAAGUUUGGCAAUACGUGGUGAUUUAGUUUCUAACAAUACAGUUCUUACACAAAGUUUUCUCAAGAAUGUGAGAACACUGUGCAAGCAACUUAAAGAAUUGAUAAUUGAAGAUUAUCAUAUAAACGGAGAUAAGAUUCCGAUAACAGAUUUUCCAAGUACCAUUGAGAAACUGUCACUAGAAGGUUGUGAAAUGGAUUAUGCGCAACAAAAUAAGUCCUAUUUCUUUAAAAUGGAUCUUCACAUGCCAAAUUUAAGAUGUUUGAUUUUGAACUUUUGUGACUGGUUUACGCCACAUUCUUUACUGGUUAUUAGCAAAAUUCCAAAACUUACAGAACUUAGACUGUAUUCAUGUUCCCGUAUGGGUGAAUGUGUUGCGUACGCUAGUUUAGCAACUAGAUUUGGAUUUAAAACACUAGAGAUUUUAGAUUUACGAAAUACAGGAAUUGGAGACAGCGAAGUCGGUUGUUUCAGUAGCACUAAAAGUUUACAACACCUGUACUUAGAAUGCCCGGAACAUUUAAGAGAGGAGUCACCCGAAAUCAUUCAACGUCAACAACAACAGCGUCAACGGCAGGCAAACGCUUUGCAAAUGCCUGCAAUCUUUGAAGAUGAUCAUUUAGCACAAUUUCUAGUUGAGGAUGAAUUUGUUUUUGAGAGAAAUUAUUCGAUGCGAUGUUUGGUAUCGGAUAGAGCAAUCUGUGCACUUGGAAGUGAUCUCUGUGACAGAAGAGUGAUAAAUAGUUCCCCAGAAGGAAUGAUAAUAGCCCAAGAAGAAAAACAAGUUUCCAAUAAUCCAAAUUUGAAGACACUAGUGGUUAGACAUUAUCCACGCGUUACGAAUUCGAGUCUCACUCAUUUGGCUUUCAACGUAUCGACAUUGGAAUAUUUGGACGUGACUGGUACCUCUGUGACAUCAGAGGGCAUCGAAGCUUUUAAGUCAGAACGACCUUCUGUCAAAAUUGUCUCAUCGUUUAUGACAUAGUUAAAGUUAUAUAAUGUUUAGAACGAUUUAGUGACAAAUUAUAUAUUUUUAAUGCUCUUGCUUGAGGAGUCUAUUCACUGACACUGCAAACAGAUCGCGAAAGGACAUUUUGAAGGUUUGAGCGCGACAGCGAAAGAAAAAUUGUUACCAAUCUCUUGAAUUAUAUCACUUACAUAUUACGUCUAUAUUAAUAAUCAUAAUUUUAAAGAUAAUUUUACUGAAAAAUUAUUAAUUUUAAGUAUUCUAAGGAUAAAGAAAUUUUCAUUUAUCAUUUGUAUUAUUAGUAUAUAAAAACAGAUGCAGAGUGAAUGUCUGUUAGCGUUCCAUAUCUACAUUCUUGAUAUGUGAAUUUUACAAAUAUGUUUUCAUUCUGAUGGUAGUAGCAUUUAAGAAAUUUAUACUAAUAAUCGUAUAUAUAUAUAUAUGUAUGUAUAUAUAUAU
Molecule: messenger RNA, 2092 nt
Organism: Pseudomyrmex gracilis
Lineage: Eukaryota; Metazoa; Arthropoda; Insecta; Hymenoptera; Formicidae
Exons: 8
Coding region: 281-1651 (456 amino acids)
Biological process (GO): SCF-dependent proteasomal ubiquitin-dependent protein catabolic process
Cellular component (GO): SCF ubiquitin ligase complex
Molecular function (GO): protein binding
Source: RefSeq, a predicted model, not a curated record